Staurois parvus is the source of this 298-nucleotide messenger RNA. Lineage: Eukaryota; Metazoa; Chordata; Amphibia; Anura; Ranidae. The record is from the annotation of a GenBank genome assembly.
UGCCCCAUCAGUGGUGUCAGUGUGGGAGGAAUAGUGCCCCAUCAUUGGUGUCAGUGGGGGGGGAAUAGUGCCCCAUCAUUGAUAAUAGUGUGGGGGGGAAUUGUGCCCCAUCAUUGGUGUCAGGGGGGUGGGGGGAGGAAUAGUGCCCCAUCGUUGGUGUCAGUGGGGGGAGGAAUAGUGCCCCAUCGUUGGUGUCAGUGGGGGGAGGAAUAGUUCCCCAUCAUUGGUGUCAGUGUGGGGGGGGGGAGGAAAUAGUGCCCCCUCAUUGGUGUCAGUGGGAGGAAUAGUGCCCCAUCAU